AAAAUGUUUUAAGCUGCAUCAACUGGCUUAAAUAAAAUGUAUGAGGUCAUCAUAGGACUGUGUGUGAGGUCAUCAUAGGACUGUGUAUGAGGUCAUCAUAAGACUGUGUAUGAGGUCAUCAUAGGACUGUGUAUGAGGUCAUCAUAGGACUGUGUAUGAGGUCAUCAUAGGACUGUGUGUGAGGUCAUCAUAGGACUGUGUAUGAGGUCAUCAUAAGACUGUGUAUGAGGUCAUCAUAGGACUGUGUGUGAGGUCAUCAUAGGACUGUGUAUGAGGUCAUCAUAAGACUGUGUAUGAGGUCAUCAUAGGACUGUGUGUGAGGUCAUCAUAGGACUGUGUAUGAGGUCAUCAUAAGACUGUGUGUGAGGUCAUCAUAGGACUGUGUGUGAGGUCAUCAUAGGACUGUGUGUGAGAUCAUCAUAGGACUGUGUAUGAGGUCAUCAUAGGACUGUGUGUGAGAUCAUCAUAGGACUGUGUAUGAGGUCAUCAUAGGACUGUGUGUGAGGUCAUCAUAGGACUGUGUAUGAGGUCAUCAUAGGACUGUGUAUGAGGUCAUCAUAGGACUGUGUGUGAGGUCAUCAUAGGACUGUGUAUGAGGUCAUCAUAAGACUGUGUAUGAGGUCAUCAUAGGACUGUGUGUGAGGUCAUCAUAGGACUGUGUAUGAGGUCAUCAUAAGACUGUGUAUGAGGUCAUCAUAGGACUGUGUGUGAGGUCAUCAUAGGACUGUGUAUGAGGUCAUCAUAGGACUGUGUGUGAGGUCAUCAUAGGACUGUGUGUGAGAUCAUCAUAGGACUGUGUAUGAGGUCAUCAUAGGACUGUGUGUGAGAUCAUCAUAGGACUGUGUAUGAGGUCAUCAUAGGACUGUGUGUGAGGUCACCAUAUGACUGUGUGUGUGUGUGUGUGUGUGUGUGUGUGUGUGUGAACAUCAUAAGUCUGUGUAUGAGGUCAUCUUGUGUAAGGCUGGCACCUAGGUUUUGAGGUUUUCUCAAAUAGAGUUGGCUCCUAAAAAAUCAUGCCGGUUCCUGAACUGGGCAGACUAUUUCCUGGAUUCCAUAUUAAUGUGUCCACCCCUGGUGUAAGAUCUUCAUAGGACUAUGUAAUAGGCCAUCAUAGGACUGUGUGUGGGGUCAUCAUUGAACUAUCUAAGAGUUCGUCAUAGGGCUAUAUGUGAGGUCAUCUUAAGACUAUGUAUGAGGUCAUCACAGGACUGUGUGUGUGGGGUCAUCAUAGAACUAUCCAAGAGUUUGUCAUAGGGCUGUGUGCAAGGUCAUCUUAGGACUAUGUAUGAAGUCAUCGCAGGACUGUGCAUGAGGUCAUCAUGGGGCUAUGUAUGAGGUCAUCAUAGGAUGUGAAUGAAGUUAUCAUAUGACUAUGUAUGAAGUUUUCGCAGGACUGUGCGUGAGGUCAUCAUAUGACUAUGUAUAGGGGUCUUUGUAGGACUAUGCACAUUGUCAUCAUAGGAUUGUGUAUAAGUGUUGUCAUAGAACUAUGUAUGAGGUCAUCACAGGACUGUGUAUGAAGUCAUCAUAGAACUAUGUAUGAGGUUGUCUCAGGACUGUGUGUGAGGUCAUCAUUGGACUAUGUAUGAAGUCUUUGUAGGACUAUGAGGUCAUUAUAGGACUAUGUUAUGAGGUCAUCACAGGACUGUGCAUGGAGUCAUACUGGGACUAUGUAUGAGGUCAUCAUAGGAUGUGUAUGAAGUUAUCAUAGGACAAUGUAUGAGGUCAUCACAGGACUGUGCAUGAGGUCACCAUGGGACUAUAUAUGAGGUCAUUAUAGGAUUGUAUAGGAAGUUGUCAUAGAACUAUGUAUGAGGUCAUCACAGGACUGUGUGUGAGGUCAUCAUAGGACUAUGUAUGAAGAACACUUCCAUCAUUAGUUACAUAACCUAGAAUUUUAGUACACAUGCCUAACAGUAGUUUGUACAGAUCAGGCCAUAUACACAAGUGACCAAGUUUGUGAUGCCCACUGUGAUAGCCUUAUAUUUUGGGGGUCUGAUCAGUUUAAAAACAAACCUCUUGUUAUACUUAAGAAGACCUUAUUUAGAUCCCAGGGCUAAUAAAAAAAAAUCAGUCUCUAUGAAGGUGGGAUAUAAUCUGUUUACAGUAUUAAUAGCAAAGGAAUCUUGAUGGCUUGUAGGGGACCCAGGGAAGCUUCAAGUAUCAAGGAAUUAAAGUUAGAUAAGAAAUAACCAAAUUGUUGGCCAAUGGUCUGGUAGGCCAGUUGGGAGGAUUGAACCCUGAUGACCUGGAAGUUUGGGAGAUUGGUCCUCUGAUGAUGAGGAAAAUUGGAAGAUAAAGAUUCAAGUGACCAGUAAGAUUGGGAGAUUAGGACUCAAUUGACCAGAAAGAUUGGGACUUUGAUGGCCUGGAAGAUUUGGAGAUUAGGACUCUGGUGGCCUGCAAGAUGGGAGAAUAGGAUGUUGGUGACCGGGAAGAUUGGGCAUUGUGUGACCAAGGAAGAUUGGGCGUUGUGUGACCAGGAAGAUUGGGCGUUGUGUGACCAGGAAGAUUGGGCGUUGUGUGACCAGGAAAAUUGGGCGUUGUGUGAUCAGGAAGAUUGGGCUUAUGUGACCAGGAAGAUUGGGCGUUAUGUGACCAGGAAGAUUGGGCGUUAUGUUACCAGGAAGAUUGGGCGUUGUGUGACCAAGGAAGAUUGGGCGUUGUGUGACCAGGAAGAUUGGGCGUUGUGUGACCAGGAAGAUUGGGCGUUGUGUGACCAGGAAAAUUGGGCGUUGUGUGAUCAGGAAGAUUGGGCUUAUGUGACCAGGAAGAUUGGGCGUUAUGUGACCAGGAAGAUUGGGCGUUAUGUUACCAGGAAGAUUGGGCGUUGUGUGACCAGGAAGAUUAGGCGUUGUGUGACCAGGAAGAUUGGGCGUUGUGUGACCAGGAAGAUUGGGCGUUAUGUGACCAGAAAGAUUGGGCGUUAUGUGAUUAGGAAGAUUGGGCGUUGUGUGACCAGGAAGAUUGGGCGUUAUGUGACCAGGAAGAUUGGGCGUUGUGUGACCAGGAAGAUUGGGCGUUGUGUGACCAGGAAGAUUGGGCGUUGUGUGACCAGGAAGAUUGGGCGUUAUGUGACCAGGAAGAUUGGGCGUUGUGUGACCAGGAAGCUCAGUACACUUGUGGUGUGUUUGGAGAGUCUGGAGAUCCUAGCGCAUGGCAGCAAUUCUGAGUGUUGGGUUUGGUUACAGUCUGUGUUAGAAGGCGGUGCACUGAUGGAGGAACCAAUGAUGGCUCCUGUAAGGUUCAGUGUAUGACAGGGAUAAGCAAUUAGUGGACCUCCAGCUGUUGUAAAACUACAACUCCCAUCAUGCCUCUGCCUCUGGGUGUCAG
Molecule: messenger RNA, 3333 nt
Organism: Rana temporaria (common frog)
Lineage: Eukaryota; Metazoa; Chordata; Amphibia; Anura; Ranidae
Exons: 4
Coding region: 2364-3257 (297 amino acids)
Source: RefSeq, a predicted model, not a curated record